Messenger RNA from Macrosteles quadrilineatus (aster leafhopper), 983 nucleotides. RefSeq lists its product as uncharacterized. NCBI's taxonomy places the organism in Eukaryota, Metazoa, Arthropoda, Insecta, Hemiptera, Cicadellidae. Gene Ontology annotation, cellular component: cytoplasm. The record is from RefSeq and is a predicted model, not a curated record. The transcript is spliced from 2 exons. Gene Ontology annotation, molecular function: ubiquitin conjugating enzyme binding; ubiquitin protein ligase activity. Gene Ontology annotation, biological process: proteasome-mediated ubiquitin-dependent protein catabolic process; multicellular organism development. The coding region runs from base 83 to 832 and encodes 249 amino acids.
UUCAAUUGCUUGGUCAAACUGUAGACAAGUUGUGACAAGAGAGAGCAUUGUGUAGCAUGUUAAGUUUUUAGGAUAUUAAAACAUGGAUGAUGAAGAAGUACAAGUGUAUAUGGAUCGGGUAGAGAGCAUCGCUCAAUGCCCAGUGUGCCUGGAGUUGGUCAGGUCACCAGUUGUGUUGUGUGUCAACGGACACGCAACUUGUGGCCAGUGUAGGAACAAUGCUGCCAAGUGCCAUGUGUGUUGCCGACCGUUCAGUGACGUCCCUCCCAGGGUCUUGGAGGAGCUGCUGUCAGUGUUGCCACAGCUCUGUCCUAAUGGAAUGUGUCGGGCUUUUACCAUCUUGGAUAUGCACUCCAAGUACUGUGUUUACAGACAGAUAAAGUGUAGAGUUACCAACUGUCAAUGGUCUGGAGCCGUCAUCGAGUGGUUUGAACACAUCAACAACCAUAGCUUUUACUUUGCUAAAUAUCAGCUAAAAGUCACUACAUGCUUGGUAAUCAACAGAUUCCUAGACGAUUGGAAAUCUGAGUAUUACAAUCAGCUAGUUGGAAAACAAUAUUUAAUUUUUAAACUUUGGAAGAAAGGAAACAAACUUUAUCAUAGCUUUAGACAUGUUAAGUGUGAGAAAUCUAGUGUUGAGUACUACGUGAUAGUAAAGUACAAGUGUGGUCAGCAAACUCUGUUUAAAUCUAUGAUCGAAGUCUUGCCAUAUGAGGAUGAUGAGUCCAUGGAGACUAAUGCAGCUGUUUUCAAUAUCGAAAAAUUGAAGAAACUUGUUGAUGAAAGUGGCCAAUUGUCAGUCUUUGUCACUGUAGACACUUUUCCCUCUUAGGGAAGGUGAAAUAACUGUGUGAAACUUUUGUUGCAUUUUUUAGCAUAGAUUAAGUCGAUGCAUGUUUUUGUUUUAAAAUUUUAUGAGAAUGCAUAACUAUAUAAAUAAAAUUAGAGUUUUGUCUGUAUAUUGCUCAGAAUUAUAUAUAUUU